AUACAGAUGGUCACACAAAGUACCAGAGCUCUUCCAUGUCUUCAUAUGUCUCUCCUGCUCUCUGCAUCUCAAACACAGAAAAACUCUCCUCGUUCAAUAAAUUCUUUCAUCAUCAUGAUCAUCAAUAGGCAGUGUGUCUUUGACCUCCACACAUGUAUUGUCAUGCUGUCCAUGAGAUUAGUCUUUACUUCUGCAGUACCUCUGACAGCUGUGUGGUGGUGCGUACAGAGAUCCCAGAUCAUCUAGUUCAAGGUGAAGCGGUCGUCAUCAGAUUUCCAUUUCUUGAAGAUGUGAUUCGUGAGAACCAACUGCGACUGGACAACAGCUCGACGUUCCACGUCGAACAUACAAAUCAGAGGAACCACAGCAGUCUGAAGAGCUGCCGUGAUAGGGUGAUGCAGAGUGGGUGGGGCAUCUUGCUCCUCCCAUCUCACACCUCAGACUCUGGGACAUACACCUACACUCUCAGGGGCGACACGUUCUGUUUCACUGGCAGUAUUGCAAUAACCAUCUAUGAGACAGAAGAGCCAAACAUGACUGUAAUGUCAUAUACUGCACACAAAGGAGAAGAUGCAAAGAUUAUUUGUCCCCAUUUGAAGUAUUACAAAAGGGCAGAAAAUCCAAAGUGGUAUAAGGAUUUUUGGAGCACAGCUCUCCCUGUUGGCAGAGGACGGUAUACAAUUGAGCGAGGCAUCAUCUUGGCCAUCAGAAACAUCUCUGUGAAAGAUGAGGGCUUCUACACUUGUAGGUUAAAAGUGAUUUUUAACAACACCCAAUAUAAUGUGAGCAGGACCUGGAGAGUUCAAGUGUCAGUUCCAGUAUCAAAAAGUCCUGCACCGGAAACUGUUACCUCAAAAAACCUUAAUGUUUUCACAUCAUCAAGUCAUUUAUUCCCUCACAUUAUCUUUCCUGUCAAUGGAUCCUUCACUGAAAGUCAUUUCGGCUCAAGUUUGGUGAUCCAGUGCACAGUGUCCAUCGGGAACCAAUCAGCAGAGUCCACAGAUGUCACGUGGCUGGUUGAUGACUCGUCAGUUGAGAGUUCUUAUCUGAAAGGACGUGCAUAUCAGACAGAUAAGAGGAUCUCAACCAAUCACAUUGAGGUGGAGCUGGUUAUCCUUGAGCUACAAGAGGUGGAUAAUGGAGUACAACUGAAGUGCAUCAGUCAAAACGAGGACCGAAAACAGGAAGUUGUCACUCAAAUUAAACUGGCAGACUCCACGAGUGUUUGGUUGGUUGUAUUUGCUGCAUCCUCCUGUUUCCUUCUAGUGCUGUGUGUUUUUCUUUAUCAUUUGUACAAAAGGCCGCAGAAAGAAGAGCACUAUAUUCUGGCUCGACAGAACAGCACAUUUUGAGGAUGACCUGUCCUCACAUCUGUUACUGUGCUUGUAGUCUUUGUCGUGAUUUAGUUAUCUUGAUCUGUUGUGUUGAAUUGGUCUUGUGCUUUUAUUUUGAAGUUUUGUUUCACUGUUCUUGUUUUGUGUUUACUGCAUGUAUAAAAAAAGCAUUAAAAUUUAGAAAACCAGAUGCGCAAAGUUCACUUUAUUAAUCCCAUUUAGCGAAGCAGUGUGCAUACACCUAGGAGCUUUAUUUCCCACCACAUCUCCUGCCCAAAAUAACUUGCACUGGCCAUAUUUGUGACCAUCAGCGGGGGAAAGCAAUGAUGGUGAAUGGAAAAACACCCAUGAAAUUAUAUCAAGAAAAACAUCAAUAAUUGCUUUUGAUCUAUGCCUACUCAGAAUUUUUUUAAAGUCAGCACAAAUACAUUAUUGCCAAAUUUCAUAUUCACGGACAGAUAUUUUAUUCAUGAUUCAUCUCCAAACGCCAGCGAGUCUGAUGUGUGACCAGUGUAUGUUUAUAUAUUGUGAAUAUAUAGAUCUGUUUCUCACACCUAUCAUAUCACUUCUGAAGACAUAGAUUUAACCACUGGAGUGGAUUACUUCUGUUUCCUUUGUGAUUUUUGGAGCUUCAAAAUUUUGGUCACCAUUCACUUCCAAUGUGUGGACCAACAGAGCUGAGAUAUUCCUCUAAAAAUCUUCAUUUGUGUUCUGCAGAUAAAAAAAAAAGUCAUACACAUCUAGGAUGGCAUGAGUGUGAGUAAAUAAUGAGAGAAUUUCCAUUUUUGGGUGAACUGUUCCUUUAAGCACAACUGGUUCAGCGUGGUGCUAGACAUGCCUUUGAGUUCAAAUCCCUGAGAUCACAAAUAUGAAUAAUCUCUGUUAUUUUUAAGGCACUGCAUGUUAAUAUGAAUAAAAGUGUUUACCAGUAAAUUAAUUAAUAAUAAUAUUUUUUUAAUUUUUUUUUUAUUAUAAUCUACAUACAGUAGAUGGUGUUUAAGGUAGAUAGUAUCUGUGUUUAUAUUUGUUGCAUUAUA
Molecule: messenger RNA, 2371 nt
Organism: Myxocyprinus asiaticus (Chinese sucker)
Lineage: Eukaryota; Metazoa; Chordata; Actinopteri; Cypriniformes; Catostomidae
Product: interleukin-1 receptor type 2
Exons: 10
Coding region: 153-1352 (399 amino acids)
Molecular function (GO): interleukin-1 receptor activity
Source: RefSeq, a predicted model, not a curated record